This is a messenger RNA of Symbiodinium sp. CCMP2592, 606 nucleotides long. NCBI's taxonomy places the organism in Eukaryota, Dinophyceae, Suessiales, Symbiodiniaceae. The record is from the annotation of a GenBank genome assembly.
AUGGCUGCCGUGCAAGUGGUGCAGUUGCCGCCUGCCUUUUGCGGCGAGCAAGCAGUUUACGGGCCUCACUACCGCGGAGGCCUGGCGCCGCCACCGGAUUGGUGGGCUCAGGCUGCCCAAGCCUGCGCCCUAACGCAAUGCCAAGUUGCAGCGUUGCAACAAAUGUUCCAGCCUUGCCGCUGGCAGACUAUCAAUGGCUUCAGUUACCAGCCGGUACAAGCUCAAGCGCCAAUGAUGCAGAUGGCCACUCCUCACUUUGCACCCCCUGCACCGCCCAUGCCUGGGCCUUCCCCCACGCAACAAGCCCCCCUGCAAGCACUCCACCCAGCACCAGCGGCAAGCAUCCCAACGUCGGCCCCCACGAGCUCACCCAAGAGCCCGACGCAACCUUCGUGGGCGGACUUGUCGGAGGAUCUGACUCCACCGAGCCUGCCAGCGGAGUUGCCGACUCUGCUCCCCAAGCCCAGCAAGGGUAACGGAAAGGGAAAGGGAAAGACUGCCAAGAAGUCAUCCAAAGGAACGGGCAAAGCCAGAAACGGUGGCAAGUGGCAGAAUGAAUACUCGGACUAUUAUUCUUGGAACUACCAGUAUUACGGCUGGUAUUGA